AUGAAUAACUCUACAAUGAACUUCACCUCACCUGAAGGCUCUACAAACUCCACUUCUGCGUUCAUCGGGAUAUUUGAUGUUGUGGAAUUGUGUGUUUACGGCUUUAAUUUGCUGUUUGGCCUUCCAACACACUCCUAUGUUUUAUGGCUUGUCAUCAUACGAUCUGGAAGCGGAGCUUCAUCAGAGUUCUUCAUCUUCAAUCUGUCUGUUUGUGAGAUUAUAAACUCUCUGAACAGUUUCAUCUACAUACUCUCAGUUUUCCUUGCAAGUCUCAGCAAAUUUGAAACUUUUUUAAUAGGAUUUACCAUCACCGGUCGUCCUCUGUUUCAGUGUCUGAUCUGUGUUGAGCGUUACCUGGCAGUGGUUCAUCCUGUAACCUUUCUAAAGUACAAACCUCUCAGAUAUAGAGUGAUCUGCUGCGCUGUGGCCUGGAUACUCACUUUUGGGUCCUGUUUGUGCUCCCUGUUCACUAUAUUUCCACAAACCACAGUGCAUGUUUGGUAUUUGACAGUGCAGCAUAAACUGGUUCUCUGCGUCCAGUUGUUUUGUCUUGUGGCUGUUCUCAGAGCUUUGAAGCAGUCAGGACCAGGAGAGAGAAAGAAAGAGGAAAACCACAUGAAGAGAAGAGCAUUUCAUCUGAUUCUAAUAACUACUGUAACCUCAGUUAUCCUAUAUGCUCCAUUUUCAAUCACUGCAUUAUUUACCAUUCUGUCAGGAAAGACAGUUAAGGUAUUCUGGGUAACUAGUUUGACUUUAUAUGUGCUAGCCAGUUUUGUUCAACCUGUUCUUUAUGUGCAGCGCACUGGAAAACUCUCUUGUCUCCGUGCUGCAUGA
This is a messenger RNA of Danio aesculapii, 834 nucleotides long. RefSeq names its product mu-type opioid receptor-like. The coding region runs from base 1 to 834 and encodes 277 amino acids. The record is from RefSeq and is a predicted model, not a curated record. The transcript has a single exon. Gene Ontology annotation, cellular component: membrane. Gene Ontology annotation, molecular function: G protein-coupled receptor activity. Gene Ontology annotation, biological process: phospholipase C-activating G protein-coupled receptor signaling pathway; positive regulation of Rho protein signal transduction. NCBI's taxonomy places the organism in Eukaryota, Metazoa, Chordata, Actinopteri, Cypriniformes, Danionidae.